Solanum dulcamara is the source of this 1014-nucleotide messenger RNA. Its product is annotated as NAC domain-containing protein 83. Bases 172 to 990 code for a protein of 272 amino acids. Gene Ontology annotation, molecular function: DNA binding. The transcript is spliced from 4 exons. The record is from RefSeq and is a predicted model, not a curated record. Lineage: Eukaryota; Viridiplantae; Streptophyta; Magnoliopsida; Solanales; Solanaceae. Gene Ontology annotation, biological process: regulation of DNA-templated transcription.
CCCCUUUUCUUCAACAUCCCCCAAUUACUAUAAAAUAAAUCCACACUUUCCCUUAAAACGUACCACACUUUUCCUCCUCUUCCUCUUCUUCUUCUCUUCAAUUAAGUUACAAAUGACCAAAUAUUAACUACUUAAAUCUUGUUUUACUUUUUUUAAUAAAAAUUUUGUAUUAUGGAGAAGGUUAAUUUUGUGAAGAAUAAUGUUCUAAGAUUGCCACCAGGAUUCAGGUUUCGACCCACUGAUGAAGAGCUUGUGGUACAAUACUUGAAGCGUAAAGUCUUCUCUUUUCCUUUGCCAGCAUCUAUCAUCCCUGAGGUUGAAGUUUACAAAUCUGAUCCUUGGGAUUUGCCAGGUGAUAUGGAGCAAGAAAAGUACUUUUUUAGUACUAAAGAAGUAAAGUAUCCAAAUGGGAACAGGUCAAAUAGAGCAACAAAGUCAGGAUAUUGGAAGGCAACUGGAAUCGACAAGCAAAUCAUAUUAAGAGGCCAACAACAACAAUUGGUUGGAUUGAAGAAAACACUUGUCUUCUAUAGAGGAAAAUCUCCACAUGGUUGCAGAACCAAUUGGAUUAUGCACGAAUAUCGUCUUGCCAAUCUUGAAUCUAACAACCAUCCAAUCCAGGGAAAUUGGGUUAUCUGUCGAAUUUUCUUGAAGAGAAGGGGCAAUACUAAAAAUAAGGAAGAAAUUAUGACAACUCAUGAUGAGAUCUUUAAUAGCAAAAACAGAGAAGUUGGUAAAGACUCGCCCCUUGUUUCAGUUAAAAUGAGUUCUCGAGAUCAUGGGACAUUGACUUCUGCCAACGGUGAACUUAAGAAGGAGACGCUGGUAAUUUUUUACGAUUUUAUGGGGAAGGAUGGUUCUAAUGGAGUUGGAGCUUCAUCAUCAAGUAGUGGAAUCACUGACUUGACUACUACUAAUGAAGAAUCUGAUGAUCAUGGAGAAAGUAUUAGUAGUUUUAAUAGUUUUACUACUUUUAGAAGAACAAAUUAAUUUAAUCAAUCGCCUUUGAAUCAA